Messenger RNA from Protobothrops mucrosquamatus (brown spotted pit viper), 771 nucleotides. It is a transcript of the gene PGAP2, whose product is annotated as post-GPI attachment to proteins 2. Gene Ontology annotation, biological process: GPI anchor biosynthetic process. The transcript is spliced from 5 exons. The record is from RefSeq and is a predicted model, not a curated record. Lineage: Eukaryota; Metazoa; Chordata; Lepidosauria; Squamata; Viperidae. The coding region runs from base 1 to 771 and encodes 256 amino acids. Gene Ontology annotation, cellular component: endoplasmic reticulum membrane; Golgi membrane.
AUGUUGCCGGUGGCGCUGCCGUCGGAGCGCGAGCGGGACGGGGCGCUGCUGCGGGUGCGCUUCACCACGCUGGCGGCGUGGACGGUGGGCUGCCCGCUGGGCGGCUUCCUCUUCUGCGUGGCCUGGGCGCUGCUCUUCCACUUCGCCGACGCCACGGCCACGCACUGCCGCGUGCCCAACUACCUGCCGUCGCUGAGCGCCGCCAUCGGGGCCGCCACGCCGGAGCGCUACGUGUGGCGCCUCUGCAUCGCCCUCCAGUCGGCGCCGCGGCUGCUGGUGGCCGCCGCCUACUGGCGCCACUACCGGGCCUUCCCCAGCCCGCACCGGCUCUACCCGCGCCUCUGCCGCGCCACCCUGGGCCUCGGCCUCGGGGAGAACCUGGGGCUGCUCCUGCUCACCUACGUCUCCUCCGCCGAGAACCACGCCUUCCACCAGCACGCCUUCAGACUCUUCAUCGUCUCGGCCCUCGGACACAUGUUCCUGACCUGCCUGCUCUGGGGUAUGACCAAGAAGUACGCCAUCACUCCCGAGGAGCACAAGUCCUACAAGUGGAAAUGGUGGCUUUUCAUUUUCAACCUGGUCACCUUCCUGGUGGCCGUCUGCUUCUACUACCGUCACAAUUGGUAUUGCGAGGCUGGAGUGUACACGGUCUUCGCCUUCCUGGAGUACCUGGUGGUCCUGUCCAACAUGGCCUUCCACAUGACUGCCUGGUGGGACUUUGGCAACAAGGAGCUGGUCAUCUGCUCCCCGCCGGAGGGGAAGCACUUCUAG